CCCAUAAAAAGAAAAACAAACCACAGGGGGUGUAGUAAAUAUUGUCCGUCCAUCUCGGUAGGAAUCUAACCAACCAUUUUGUCGCCUGUGGGUUUAUUCCUUAGUUGGGUCUAUACGCAGUUGGAUCAAUUUCUAUCACUGUGUACACGUUUGUAGAGUUGAAUAAAAGCAUUUAAGUUUCGAAACAACAGUUAUAUUGCCCUAUUGGUUUAGAUUCUCGCUUGCUGAUAACUGAAAUAUUUUACUUUUCGAGAACAAUAGUCGACACAAAAUGAUUGACAGAUUUGUCAAGUGGUAAUUUAUAUCUAGCAAAAAACCUGUGUUAUUCGUCAUUCGAGAGGUAGACUGUCAAGCUGUGACGUUCAAGCGACUCUGUGAUUUGCCCUUUAGCGUUUUAAACCUUCAGGUUGUCAAGUAGAAGCAAGAAUGAGUCUGAUCAACAAUCUUUCGAGCACACACUGGCAGCAAGUAGGAAAUUCACCUAGUCUAGAAUUCAAAGAGUACAUUAUCACACGUUCCCAAAAAGACGGAAGCGUUUAUAAAUACGCUGUCCGUGCCGCUGACGAUAACGACGCCCCUCCGAGGAUAUUUCAUUUGGAGGGCGGUGACGAGAGGAAAGACCCGCUGAAAGAAUACCGCAUGUUGGAGAUCGUGACGCGCGCGGAUGGAAACAAGGUCUUUAUAACUGGGAUCAGAAAUGGCGGAGAUUGCGUUGUGAAGAUCUGAUCACAGAUCAAGAGUCCCAAUCAUUUUGUCACAGAAAUGCACUUUAACUGUUUUGUGAGAAUCGUUAAUUGUGAAAGUAGUGUAUCUCAGCUUGUGUUUAGUUACGAAGAAAUCUCAUGGCCCAAGAAA
This is a messenger RNA of Pocillopora damicornis (cauliflower coral), 855 nucleotides long. RefSeq lists its product as uncharacterized. The record is from RefSeq and is a predicted model, not a curated record. Lineage: Eukaryota; Metazoa; Cnidaria; Anthozoa; Scleractinia; Pocilloporidae.